CAUGGAUGAUGACGAUGAUCUGGACGAACUGCUGGAUGAAGUUGAAAAAAAGUUUUGUAGCAACGUGUCUGUCGCAUCUUCAGCUCGCGUGAGCUCGAGCGAGGCGGCUGGAAAAUGCGGGAAAGACGAUGCGGGACAGAGAAAACACAGGGCCACAAAGCCUGAACAGCCUAUAAGCAGCGUCACUGAGGAUAUCGAUGCCCUUCUGGAGGAAUUAUUGGAGGAAGACCACAGUGAUUCCCCUCAACUGCAGGCUCAACAGUUUCCUAAAGGAACACAAGUGGAGAAGAAGCUGUCCUCUCAGUCCGGAGGGAGAAAGUGCUGCCCGGUUUUCGUUGGCGGGAGCUCUGUCACAAAUGGUGUAGGAACAGCAGCAUCCAGGAGGUCAUGUGACCAGUUGAGAUGUACAUCCUGUGACUUCCGGGUGCUGAUGUUCGAUGACUGUGAGUGGGACUUGUCUUGUGACUACCUGUUCCUCAGAAACAACAUGCCGGACCGACAGAAGCUGAGAGCCAAGCUGAAGAAGAGGAGCGGGCGACGGGCGUACGCCUGCCAGUGCAGCUGGUUCUCCACGUUAGAGCCCACGGACCUCAGAGACCAACCUCAGCUCAGAUGGGUCUGUGGCAAACACCAGAGCUGAUGUUCAGUCCUCGCAGCCGCGGGACGUCCAGUCCUCUCUGCUGCGGGACGUUCAGUCCUCUCUGCUGCAGGACGCUCAGUCCUCGCUGCUGCUGCGGGAC
Chelmon rostratus (copperband butterflyfish) is the source of this 740-nucleotide messenger RNA. RefSeq names its product cilia and flagella associated protein 418 (gene cfap418). Bases 2 to 640 code for a protein of 212 amino acids. Gene Ontology annotation, cellular component: cytosol. Lineage: Eukaryota; Metazoa; Chordata; Actinopteri; Chaetodontiformes; Chaetodontidae. The record is from RefSeq and is a predicted model, not a curated record. The transcript has 6 exons.